AUGUGGGGCGUUCUCCAAUUUGCUGGCCAUAUUAUUGCUUUGGGACGUUAUCAGAUAAAGCAGGAUACUGUGCAAAUGAGAAAUUGGAGGUCUUCGGAGCAAGUGGCCGCCAAGGGAGCGCGGAUGAUGUUUACAAGAGGGAAGCAUGUUCAUAUCUGCCUUAUCCAUCCUGCAUAUUCUCAUCUACAAGGGCAUCCUCUUAUCAAUCGAGUCUGGCCGGGCCGUGGCAAUAGGGGCGUGGCUUCUGCGCACAAGGGGAAGAUCUCGUUGGAGUCCAAUUACACCAGGAAGAAGGAGAGAGAUCAGAACGAUAUGGCUUCUGCAUCGGGAUCAUCGCAGUCGAAACCGCUCCUAGUCAAGUCGCAUGUCUGCAACUACCCAAAUUGCGGCAAGAGCUUCACCCGGGCAGAACAUCUCCGUCGCCAUGCCUUGAAUCAUACCCCGAACGACAAUUGCUGCGAGCGUUGUGGCGUCCACUUCACUCGUCCUGAUCUGCUAGGUCGACAUAUGGCCCGACAUGCGAAGAGAGACGAGGAGGCCGGAGGUCCCGGUCUAGGGGUUCUGGAGACCCGAAAGAGAACUCGACGAGGACCAGAUGGGAAGAUCAUAACGCGACCGACAAAGAAACAAGCCAGGGCUGCAGCUGCCGCCGCAGCGGCAGCGGCCGCAGCAUCGUCGUCGUAUUCGAGUGCCUCAUCAGUUCAAUCCACUCAGAGUUCAUGUGGGAGCGUCUCAGCUUCUUCUGAGGGUCCGCAUCUGGAGGUUGAGUCCUUAACUACGCCCGGUACCACUCGCGGAUCAGGCGUCCAUAAAGAUCCUGAUCACACCUCUCAUGGUGCUCCGGUGUCUCCUCCACGUUCGACACAAGAGUCGAAUUCUGGUGUCAAUACCGAUGGAGGGCUGGAAGAGUCAUGCGACGCUGUAACCGCUUCUGAGCCUUUCCUCGCUCCAAUGGUCCCUGGUGGGCCGUACGAGCCCUACGUCGAACCGAUUCCUGGGCAAUUCGAUGCAGCCGAUGGCUCUUGGCAGACCUGGAGCCGGAUAGAUGAAAUUUACAAUGACUUCUUCAAUCUGGAUACAGCGACGUCGUUCAAUAUGCCGUUUGCCGCAACCUUGAACUAUAACUGGCUGUUCAAUGUUUCGUCCCUAGAUGAUGUUUUCGCCAAUGUCGAUGUCCCGCUCACGACAGAUAUGACAAACUUCGCUGAACCGCUUCCUGACAUGUGGUCUCAGCCGUUUUUCACACCGGGCGAGAAUCCGAGCCACUUGUUGCAGAGUCCUUCAUCUUCUGCACCGACUGGGCCUGUGCUGGAUACCAGUCCGCCAUUGGAUGGCCAGAGUAGCUCAACAACGCUUCAAGGGCAGCCGAUGAACAAAGAGACAGGGAACAUGCAGUCCUCUGGCACUCGUUCUCACAACGGUCCGGGGCCAGAGAAUACCUCGUUUGGACCGUCGUUGCUUGACCACGGGAAUUUACGGGAGCCUGACUUUUCGGACAUGGAUUGGAUGGGUCCGUCCAAGUCGGACAAGGGUUUCGCUUCUCUACCUCAGAUUACGGAGAAUGCAAGAGCUGGAGUGCUCCAGCUUGUCUCAAAAUCAUCUCCGAUGACUGCAGAAGGCACGAAGAUUGACCUAUCGUCUCCACUUCUCUCCUUGCCGGAAUUGCAGAGCUACUGUGACUUGUUCUUCACCAGACAAGGUGGACGCCAUUUUCUUAGCGGGUAUCCUUUGCAUGGGGGCACAUAUAGCAGCCGCGAAGCCCAUCAGCUGGCGGUUCGAAUCCACGAUACCCUUCGCAACCAUCUGUUCGCACAUGCAGCCUUCUCAGCGCAACCAGAGCUUUGGGUUCUCCAGACUAUGCUGCUGAUCGAUUGCUUUGGGAAGCAGCGCGCGGGUCAGAAGCAGCGUGAUAUGGCACAGCUCUUCCACUGUGUGCUAAUCAAGCUCAUCCGAAGAAGUGACUGCUCUGUCAUCCGAACGUCCGGCAUCAGCAAACGGCCUGACGAUCUGGAAGCCGCGUGGAGACGAGCCAUGGACGCAGAGCAGCGUAAGCGGCUCGCGAUGCAUUGCUUCAUGUGGGAUACACAGCAUGCAGUUCUCUUUUCCCAGUCCCUGUGCAUGUCCGCAUUCGAGAUUCGCUCGUCCUUGCCCUGCGAUCCUGGAUCCUGGGAGGCGACAUCGGCAGAGGAGUGGUUUGAGAAUUCCCGACGGGAGGGCCCUCAUCGGCUGUUCCUGUCGGUUCUGAAGGCUUAUAUCACCCCCAGUGCCGUCUCCCAUCCACGGCAUCUGAAUGCGCUCGCGAGAACUUUCCUACUUCACGGUCUCUUAUCGGUCUCUUCGGACCUCAAACGUCGAGACCAGACGACGCUCCGAUCGGAGACGCCUGAUCUGGUGGGAGCGUGGAAGACCCGCAUGGCCCGUUCCUAUGACCUGUGGAAGGCCGACUUCGACGCAGACUGUAUGGCCAUGAAGCUGGAACAGAGGGCCGAUUUGCGGAAGUUCACCGGCCUUAAAACCGCGACCAACGUUCUUUAUCACGCGGCACACAUCACGUUGAAUGUGGAGAUCUUGGAUCUCCAAAUCUACGCUGGUGCUCCUCACAUUUUGGGUCGCGUUGUCACUGCCACCGACUUUGAACGCUCGCAUCGCAACGUGACUCGGUGGGUGAAUGAAGACCCGCGGUCUGCAGCCAAAGCGGCCCGGCAUGCAUCGUCUAUCUUGCAGGAUGCCAUUAUGAACCUCAACGAUUGGGACGACACUGAUGUGUUCUACUAUUCGUGGUGUCUCUAUAUAGCAACACUCACCUGUUGGGCAUUCCACCUUCCCAUAUCGGCUGAGAAUGAGAGACGAACCACCUCGGACGGUGAGACGGAACGCAAAGGCGACAAUCCUCAUCACUAUCAUCAUAGCAGCAGUGGCAACAACCAGUCUGUCAGCUCCAAUGCCAAGAAUGAGAUGACGUCCAUGUUGAUUGCAAUGACGGCUUGCAAUAGCCUGGAAGAACUUUCGUCUCUGGCGGGGCGAUUUAACACCAAGGGCUUGACGUCGGUAAUGGCCAAGCAGCUUGCCACUGUGAGAUGGGCAGUUGUGCAUGAUGCAAUGAAAGUUCUGCACCACCUUUCUGAAGCGCGGUGA
This is a messenger RNA of Rasamsonia emersonii CBS 393.64, 3135 nucleotides long. RefSeq lists its product as uncharacterized. Gene Ontology annotation, molecular function: DNA-binding transcription factor activity, RNA polymerase II-specific; zinc ion binding; RNA polymerase II cis-regulatory region sequence-specific DNA binding. The transcript has 5 exons. The coding region runs from base 1 to 3135 and encodes 1044 amino acids. The record is from RefSeq and is a predicted model, not a curated record. Lineage: Eukaryota; Fungi; Ascomycota; Eurotiomycetes; Eurotiales; Trichocomaceae. Gene Ontology annotation, cellular component: chromatin. Gene Ontology annotation, biological process: regulation of transcription by RNA polymerase II; DNA-templated transcription.